Messenger RNA from Fimicolochytrium jonesii, 872 nucleotides. RefSeq names its product short-chain dehydrogenase/reductase SDR. The transcript has a single exon. NCBI's taxonomy places the organism in Eukaryota, Fungi, Chytridiomycota, Chytridiomycetes, Spizellomycetales, Powellomycetaceae. Bases 247 to 612 code for a protein of 121 amino acids. Gene Ontology annotation, molecular function: oxidoreductase activity. The record is from RefSeq and is a predicted model, not a curated record.
GCGGUGCUUGCCAGCCGAUAAGCAGCCCGCCGCUUGCCAAAUUGGCAACCCGCUUGCCCCUUGCCAGCCACCCUAGCCGGAGGGGUUCAAGAACCGCAAGUCAAAUGCGUAAGGUUAGUAGAUUGUUGUUGUCAAGGACCCUCAUGUGAUCUGUCGCUUAGAGCAUGUGACUUGGGGAUCCAUUUGAGAUUUGUAUCGAUACGGUAAAAACCUUGGAUACCGGGCAUUCUUUUCAUAUAUUCCCCCAUGAGCCCUAACCCUAACCCUAACCCGAAGGGCAAUUCUAUCAUGUUGACCGGAUCGAGCGCCGGCACAACCGGUGCGGCAUUCAGCGUCUACAUAUACAACGCAAGCAAGGCGGCAAUCCGCAACGUCGCGCGGACUUGGGCGGAGGACCUGAAGGGCACGGGUAUCAAGGCAAACGUUCUAUCGCCCGGACCGACGGCGAUGGACCUCGCCAAGGAGGCGUUAGGCGAGGACGGCAUAAAAGCUUUUGCGCGCAUGGCCGAUCCGGCAGAGAUCGGGGCCGUAGCUGCUUUCCUUGCAUCAGAUGAUAGCACUUUCAUGACUGCUAGCGAGAUCGCCUUCGACGGGGAUCUUGCGCAAAUCUGACGCGCAGUCUACCACUCCCGUUUUUCUCUUCCUCUUUCCAUGUUCUCUUGUGCUCCUUACCGUACGCACCACAUCGUUGACACCACAUUGUACGCACAUCUUUGAUUGAUCAGAACCUAUAAAGCAUCCGUACCCACUGAGGCUGUCAAAUAUACCCGAAUAUUGUCUCUGCUUGCGAACCCCGGUUUGGCACAUGGGUUUACAUAGCGGUCUCGAUGCAGACGACAACGUACUCUUCGACGAUUGUGGUCCCAUUGUUG